Molecule: messenger RNA, 1052 nt
Organism: Hipposideros armiger (great roundleaf bat)
Lineage: Eukaryota; Metazoa; Chordata; Mammalia; Chiroptera; Hipposideridae
Gene: RITA1
Product: RBPJ interacting and tubulin associated 1
Exons: 2
Coding region: 1-585 (194 amino acids)
Biological process (GO): nuclear export; Notch signaling pathway; negative regulation of Notch signaling pathway
Cellular component (GO): nucleus; cytoplasm
Molecular function (GO): tubulin binding
Source: RefSeq, a predicted model, not a curated record
AUGACCCUCUACGUCCACGACACCAUCUCGGGUUUGUUCACUCCCCUAGCUCACUGUGUUUCUCUUCCCUUUGCCAGACUCAUCAGCCACACUCCUUCCUACUGUGAUGAGUCACUAUUUGGCUCCCGACCCAAGGGCAGCAGCUGGGAAGCCCCGUGGAUGGCGAAGGGGGAUGCCGCAAAACUCCACGCCCUCUUCUGGACACCCCCAGCUACUCCCAGGGGCAGCCAUUCACCCCGCCCCAGAGAGACCCCACUGCGUGCCAUUCACCCAGCUGGUUCCUGCAAGACAGAGCCCAAGGUGGCAGCAGACUUCCGGAAGUUGUCCAUGGAUGGGAUAGACUUUCCACGGCCUCUGAGGCGGGAGCGUUCCCAUUCCCUCACCCGCCUGAAUGUCCCCAGCACUGGCCACCCACCCACCGGUGGCCCCCACACAAAUGGGCCUCGGGAUCCCAGGCCUUCCCUGUCGGGGGUGACCUUCCGGAGCCCCUUGGUGACUCCCAGGGCUCACUCAGUCAGUGUUUCAGUGCCAGCUACCCCCCGACAAGGUGGGGCCACCCAGAAACCAAAGCCCCCUUGGAAAUGAAUUUCUUGGUCCUUUCAACAGGUUUGCCCAUGGGGUCACAGCACAGGGUACAGUUUCAGAGGACAGCACAGGUGGGGGCUUCUUGGGAGACCACCAGGCAUUGGAGAAGCCCUCCUAGGGGCAGACGCAGCAAGGGUGGGCAGUGCCCCCUUCAAUUCUGACAAUCUGUAGUUCCCUCCUCCCCCUUCCAUGUGGAUUUAGGGCCACCCCUUAAGAUGCCUGUUCUAGUCCUGUCAGAGCCACAUGCUGUAUCAGUGCCAACCCAGGGAUGCCCCCCAGAAGGGACCCUCCACCAUCACUCCCGCGUGUCUUGCUGCAAGUCUGGAGGCCUCCGGAGUUUUGCCAGGCACGAUGUGUGGACCACAGUUAUCUGGGUGAUAUGUGGGUGGACAUUUUUUAUUUUAAUAGUCACGUAUUUAUUCUCAUGUAUUCAAUAUAUCAGUAGCUCAUUAAAGCCAUGACUUCUA